AUGAAGGAGCUGAGAGCCCUGGUGAACAGUGAGGAGUUUAAUCAGCCCGACUUGAAGCUCUUGGCCAAGAUCGAGAAGCCUUCCGCAGUGGAUGAUCUUCAGAAGAUCUUGGAAGAGUGCGACGGUGUGAUGGUGGCCCGCGGUGACCUGGGAGUCGAGAUGAACCCCCAGGAUGUGCCUUUCGUGCAGAAGGAGAUCAUUGAAAGUGCCCGUAUCGUCGGGAAGCCUGUCAUCGUGGCGACACAGAUGUUGGAGACAAUGAUCACCAACCCGAUGCCAACACGCGCGGAGUGCAGUGAUAUUGCGAAUGCCAUUAUCGAUGGCUGCGAUGCCGUUAUGCUGAGUGGUGAGUCUGCCGUUGGCAAGUACCCAGCAGAGGCCGUGGCUAUGCAGCGCCGGGUCAUCGAGAGUGCGGAGUCGCGUAUUGAUUUCGCAAGCGUGAACUCGGGAAGGAUGGAAAAGCAGCACCUCACCGAGACGCAGAUCGCAACAGAAGCCGUUCUCAGUUCUGCAGCGACCCUAGCCAAGGACAUGAAUGCCUGUGGCAUGGUUGUCUUCAGUGCCACUGGAGAAUCGGUGCGGCUUCUGGCGCAGAGGCGACCAACGGUUCCGAUUCUUGCGAUAUGCCGAUGCCUGGAAGUGGCUCGGCAGGUCGCUCUUAUGCACGGCGUCUAUGCCAUCUUUGACCACGAGGUUGCGAAAUUCUCGUCAGAGGCGAGCAGGCCAGAGAACUUUGACAAAGUCCGCUUCGCUACAGGUGUGGAGAUUGGUUGUCGGAUUGCUCGCGAGCUUGCCUUGCCCAAGAGCGAGGAAGACUGGCUGGUCGUGGUUGCGCGUCUGCCACUCUUCUCGCAGGGCUGCUUGAAUGCCAGUCGUCUCAUCCAAGCUGGCGGACCGAAGAAAAUGGACGGGUAUGGCUCCCAGAACAUCCCGUCCGAGGAUGAUGAGGAUGAGCUCGGUGACUAG
This is a messenger RNA of Symbiodinium necroappetens, 966 nucleotides long. The record is from the annotation of a GenBank genome assembly. NCBI's taxonomy places the organism in Eukaryota, Dinophyceae, Suessiales, Symbiodiniaceae.